AUGAAAAAGAAUGCCAGAAUUGCAAAAGCUGAAGGAGAUAAAGCUUUGGCCGAGUUUUUAAAAAAGAAAGAUAAAGAAAAAAUUAGAUUAACAUUUAAAACAGUUGAAGAGGAACAAAGAGAUGUUGAUAAGGCAUUAGGGAAUAUUUGA
This is a messenger RNA of Paramecium sonneborni, 150 nucleotides long. Lineage: Eukaryota; Ciliophora; Oligohymenophorea; Peniculida; Parameciidae. The record is from the annotation of a GenBank genome assembly.